ACGUCAAAGCCCCGCCCUCUCGAUGGCACGUGACCGCCCUCUUCUCUUUUUAAAGUUUUAACAUGGCUCCAUAGUAAAGUACAAACUGCGGGUGAUGGGAAUCUUAUGGUUUAUAAUGUUUGAGCGUUUGUGGGAAUGGAUGAGUUCGACCCAAGCGCUGGAUAUUUUCUCUGGCAUCAUUACAUACAUGAUUAUACAAUGCCAAACCCCGGCUAGAGCAUGAAUCGGAUUUAGUAAACAGCUGAAGAUUCCUCAGAUUGUGCUUCGUGCUGGUACAUGAGAGCCGUGUUAAAGGAUGGUUAUGAGCUGCAGAUCAUGGAGCAGGUGAAUGGCAGCGGGAGGAGAGUGGAGGACGACCACAAGCUUAUCAGAGCCCCCGCGACUGCAGCUCAGUCUGGGGGAGGAAGCGCUUACAGCCAGGAUGGUUCCUCGAGGUUUGUCUACGUUCUCUCGUUCUUCUCCGCCCUGGGCGGCUUCCUGUUCGGCUACGACACCGGGGUGGUAUCCGGAGCCAUGCUUCUGCUCAAGAAAGAGAUGAACCUGAGCGCGUUUUGGCAGGAGCUGCUUGUCUCCAGCACUGUGGGAGCAGCAGCGUUGUCAGCUCUAGCAGGCGGUUUCCUGAACGGGGUGUACGGCCGCCGGAAGUGCAUUAUGCUGGCCAGCUUCAUUUUUACUGUAGGAGGGAUCAUUUUGAGCGUGGCACCUGAUAAAGUAGUUCUCCUUAUUGGGAGGCUUACUGUUGGUAUUGGUAUAGGAAUAGCAUCUAUGACCGUGCCCGUGUACAUCGCUGAAAUGUCUCCUCCUCAGCUCCGAGGUCAGCUGGUCACCAUCAACACUCUGUUCAUCACAGGUGGUCAGUUCAUAGCCAGUGUGGUGGAUGGAGCCUUCAGUUACAUGGAGCACAAUGGCUGGAGGUAUAUGCUGGGGCUGUCUGUAGUCCCUGCUAUCCUGCAGUUUUUAGGAUUCUUCUUCCUCUUGCCUGAGAGUCCUCGCUGGCUCCUGCAAAAAGGCAAUUCUCAACAGGCCCUCAAGGUGCUCGCACAGAUCCGGGCCACAGAGAGCGUGAAUGAAGAGUACGACAGUAUCAAGGCCAUGGUUGAAGAGGAGGAAAAGCAAACCGGAGAAGGACCGGUUCUGUGCCGUAUCCUGGCCUGUGCUACUGCUCGAAGAGCUCUCAUUGUGGGAUGUGGCCUUCAGAUGUUCCAGCAGCUCUCUGGAAUUAACACUGUAAUGUACUACAGUGCUACAAUUUUGCAGAUGGCAGGAGUACGAGAUGAUAAGACUGCCAUCUGGCUUUCAGCUGCUACAGCGUUCACCAAUUUUCUGUUUACACUGGUGGGCGUUUGGCUGGUGGAACGGGUGGGCCGCAGAAAGCUGACUCUGGGCAGCAUUGUUGGUACUAGUGUUAGUCUCUCUGUCUUGGCUGUGGGAUUCCUACUUUCUGCUCAGGCCUCUCCUCCAGUGAACCCUCUUGACCCCACUGCUCCUAACUCAACAUGCUCACACUAUGGAUUUUGUGAACAAUGUAUGCUGGAUCCAAACUGUGGCUUUUGUUACUAUGACAAAGGCUCAAAUAUAUCAGACACUUCCUGUGUACCAGCUGAUCCAGCGAACACGGAGCAAGCAGCAUAUGGCAGGUGCUCCAAUGCUACGCAAGUAAACCCAAAUGCAUUGUGGGCCUAUAAUUAUUGCCCGACCUCCUAUUCCUGGGUAGUAUUGCUGGGUCUCAUCCUUUACCUGGCAUUCUUUGCUCCAGGGAUGGGUCCCAUGCCAUGGACAGUGAAUUCUGAGAUUUAUCCACUGUGGGCUCGGAGCACAGGCAAUGCCUGCUCUGCUGGUGUCAACUGGAUGUUCAAUGUCCUGGUGUCUCUGACAUUCCUUCAUGUGGCACAGUACCUCACAUAUUAUGGUGCGUUUUUCCUGUACACUGGCCUGGCUGUGCUUGGCUUCCUGUUUGUGCUGGGCUGCCUACCAGAGACCAAGGGUCUCAUGUUGGAGGACAUGGAAACUCUGUUUAACAGGACACUUUGCACUUGUGGUGUGCUGGGUGACGAACGCACACAUUACACCAGGCAUCGUAUGGAUUUGGGAAAGGUUCAUUAUGGUACACUGGAACCUGAGGAAGGAAUUGCUUACAUUUCAGUAAGUACUUUAAAUAAUUAUGAGCUUUUUUUUAAGCUCGUAAUUUUAUGUUUACAAGUUAAUAAAUUUUUUAUUGUGAAUAAAGAACUAGAACAUUUGUAUAAAAAUAUAUUCUAGAAUUAUAUUUGUUACAAAUAUUUUAUUUGUGUCUUCUGCUGCAGCUGCAAUAAUGGUUCAGUACCUGGAUUUGGACUUUUGAGAUCAAAAUCAGUGAACUGUCACUUUAUUAUAAUGCACAUAUACAGUAUAUACAUACAUUUAAAAAAAAGAGUCAAAAUGGGUAUUGGUAUAAUCUAUCUAAAGCUAGAAGCUCUACAUUCACAAACAGACUUCUAGUUUCUGGAAUAAAAUCACUACAAGUGUUUGAUUUAUUAAUAUAGUAAUUAUAAUAUAGAGGUGGAGAAAAUAAAAUUGGUUUUGAAGGAACUAUAUAUAUAUUUCAUUAUGUUGAUGAUUACAUUUUAUGUUUGAUUAAUGGAUUCCAAAAGGAAUAUAAUGGACAGUCCUAUACAUUUUUCAAAUUCUGGAAAUAAAAUGCAUAUACAGUAUGUAUAUUGUAUAUUUUGGAAAAAUAUUAAUAAUGAUCUGACCAUUGGUUUUCUGCAAUGUCUUUAUACUCUGCUAGAGUACAUUAAACCCUGUGUUAAACCCCAGUGUUUAACACCGGGGAUAAGGAUAUAGCAAAAACAAAAUUCAAGUCUGCAGGAUAAAUUCUCUCAUAUCAAUCCAUUAAUGUAACUACUUUGUACUGUGUUCUUUUUCUAAUGAAUAAAAUUUGUGAGAACCUCA
This is a messenger RNA of Silurus meridionalis, 2931 nucleotides long. RefSeq names its product solute carrier family 2 member 13b (gene slc2a13b). Gene Ontology annotation, biological process: transmembrane transport. Gene Ontology annotation, molecular function: myo-inositol:proton symporter activity. Bases 277 to 2259 code for a protein of 660 amino acids. The record is from RefSeq and is a predicted model, not a curated record. Gene Ontology annotation, cellular component: membrane. Lineage: Eukaryota; Metazoa; Chordata; Actinopteri; Siluriformes; Siluridae. The transcript has 12 exons.